UAAACAAAUAUUUACAUUAUUUCGGCUUAUUUAAAUUAAUAUACGCAUUGAAAAAGAUUUAAACCAUGAAUAACUUAACAAGAAACGCCACAAAGUUCUUUAAGAGUGUAAAUAUUGAUGCAAAAAAUUAUGUAACUCAAGAAGCUUCAUUCGAAGUAUUUCGACCAUUCAAGACUCAUCGCUUGAAUAGUGCGCCUUCAACAACAGUCAGUGUGAGCAGAGAUGAAGCAUUGGAUAUGUACCGUAAAAUGCAAGUUAUUCGUCGCAUUGAAACAAGUUCCGGAAAUUUGUAUAAAGAGAAAAUUAUUCGGGGUUUUUGCCAUUUAUAUUCUGGACAAGAAGCUGUUGCUGUUGGAAUGAAGUCAGUAAUGCGUCCACAAGAUAAUCUCAUCUCUGCUUAUCGUGUUCAUGGAUGGACAUACUUGAUGGGAGUUUCAGCACAAGGUGUUUUAUCGGAAUUAACAGGCAGAAGAGGUGGAUGUGCUCGUGGAAAGGGUGGUUCUAUGCACAUGUAUGCUCCAAACUUUUAUGGAGGCAACGGAAUUGUCGGUGCUCAGGUUCCAAUGGGUGCCGGCGUAGCCUUAGCUUGUCAAUACAAAGGCAAUGGAGGAGUUUGUUUCGCCCUCUAUGGUGAUGGUGCUUCAAAUCAAGGUCAAGUAUUUGAGGCUUACAAUAUGUCAUAUUUAUGGAAAUUGCCUUGCAUUUUUGUGUGUGAAAAUAAUGGAUAUGGAAUGGGAACUGCAUCUGAGAGAUCAUCGAGCAAUACAGAAUAUUAUACAAGAGGAGACGUACUUCCUGGAUUGUGGAUUGAUGGAAUGGAUGUUUUAGCUGUAAAAGAAGGCACACGAUUCGCAAUUGAUUAUGCUGUAAAUAACGGACCAAUUGUCGUUGAAACAGCAACUUAUCGUUAUUCUGGUCACAGUAUGUCAGAUCCAGGCACAAGUUAUCGUUCACGUGAGGAGGUCCAAGAAGUUCGUCAAAAACGUGAUCCAAUUUCAUCAUUCAGAGAGCGUAUGGUUCAAACUGGUUUAGCCACAGUUGAAGAAUUGAAGAAGAUCGAUGGUGAAGUUAAAAAGGAAGUAGAUGCAGCUGCCGAUAUUGCAAAAGCAGAACCAGAAAUUGAACUUUCAGAACUCUCGACCGAUAUUUACUCAAAGACUGCACAAGCUGAAAUCAGAGGAGUACGACCAGAUCAAAUGCUUAAACACUCAACCCUCGCUCGUGGUGUUAACAUGAAAUAA
Molecule: messenger RNA, 1241 nt
Organism: Chironomus riparius
Lineage: Eukaryota; Metazoa; Arthropoda; Insecta; Diptera; Chironomidae
Source: the annotation of a GenBank genome assembly